CAGGUUUCAGUUCUCUACAGUUCUGUUCUCUUUUUUUUUUUUCUCUGUGUUCUGAUGAUUCAUUAUCUACAUUUGAUCGGUGAGCUUUGGUUCUGCAGUGUUGCUAAAGUAGCCGAGUGGUUCUUGGAAACUAUAUUUCUCAGGAACUUUCUUAGUGGAGGAGGAAGAACAAUGAAGUCGAAGCUAGACGGUGAGGAAGAGGAGUUAGAGUUAGGAUUAGGUUCGGUGACGUUCACGAGAGGGUUAGGGAGAAAAAGGGUUUUGUUUUCAAGCAGAGUCCGAGAAUCUUUGCUUGAGAUUCCGGCAACUGAAUCGACCCCCGUGAAGAGACAAAAAAGCCGAACUACUAAUGUUUCGUUGUCUUCUGAGAGAUCUGGCCUUGAAUCUCUGCCUCAAGAACUCUUGAUUCGAGUGGUUUGUGGUGUGGAUCAUGAGGAUCUGAAGAGUCUAAAUAUUGUAUCUAAAUCAAUCAGAGAAGCUAGUUUGAUAGCAAAAGAGUUACACUUUUCAUAUACCACACCCAAAAAGACUCGAGCUUCUCGAAACCAACUAGCUUUUGAGGAUUCGAGCCAGCAAGUGGAAGAUGUCGAACCUCCUAACGCACCGGUUCGCCAUCGUUGGACCAAGGCUAAGAGGAAAGAGGAGCUGUCUAAUGUCUCUGUGGCAUUGUUUACUUGAAAAUGAUGAUGAGAUGUGUAGAUGGUGGGAUUCGAGUGGCUAAAGUGUUAUACACUUAACUACUGUUAAAGUCUCUUUGACGGUUGUUAGCCUUUUAAGAUUAGUAUGCAAUUUGAUCCAGAAGCUUUUAGGGUUCUAGAGUUUGGUUUUUGUGUAUAGUUUCAUUUUCUGCAUACCUUGGGAACUGAAAUGGUUUUUUAAUGUAUUUCAGUCUUUUGGGUU
Molecule: messenger RNA, 900 nt
Organism: Brassica oleracea var. oleracea
Lineage: Eukaryota; Viridiplantae; Streptophyta; Magnoliopsida; Brassicales; Brassicaceae
Product: F-box protein SKIP27
Exons: 3
Coding region: 55-678 (207 amino acids)
Molecular function (GO): protein binding
Source: RefSeq, a predicted model, not a curated record